Messenger RNA from Pimephales promelas (fathead minnow), 1541 nucleotides. It is a transcript of the gene tmem9, whose product is annotated as transmembrane protein 9. Gene Ontology annotation, cellular component: lysosomal membrane. NCBI's taxonomy places the organism in Eukaryota, Metazoa, Chordata, Actinopteri, Cypriniformes, Leuciscidae. The record is from RefSeq and is a predicted model, not a curated record.
UCUAGCAUCACGUGACAUACAGAAACAAUCCUCAACUUCCGGAAAAAGUCAACAUAUGUUUUGAUGGGCAUGCCAUUGAUGUAAUAUUAAAGGCGUCAUGUCAUCCAGCAUUGCUCAAAAUCUUCGAGCACCAGCACUCGUUCUGCUGUUUCUUGUUCUCAUAGAUGUGAAAUCAAUCGCACAUGCAGAUAAGAGUUUUGAAGAUGUGCGUUGCAAGUGCAUCUGUCCACCUUACAGAAACAUCAGUGGACAUAUCUACAAAAGAAAUGUGACCCAGAAAGACUGUAACUGUCUGCAUGUGGUGGAGCCCAUGCCAGUGCCUGGCCAUGAUGUGGAGGCCUACUGUCUGCUCUGUGAGUGCAAGUAUGAAGAACGAAGCAGCAACACCAUCAAGGUGACCAUUAUCAUCUACUUGUCAGUGGUUGGGGCUCUUCUUCUCUACAUGCUGUUCCUGCUUCUAGUUGAUCCUCUGAUCCGCAAACAUGAUCAGUACACCAUUCCACUGCACAACGAGGAGGAUUCUGAGGACGUGAGGCCGCAUGUGGAUGGCCGUGGGAACACGGUGCUGGAGAGGGUAGAGGGAGCUCAGCAGCGCUGGAAGAAACAGGUCCAGGAGCAGCGAAAGACUGUGUUUGAUCGCCACAAGCUGCUCAGCUAAGUCCUCAGAUUCCAGCUGGGGAAAAGGACAAAAUGGGCACCACUGACUGAGACAAAAUUUUUAUGUUUGUCUUACAAUUUCAGCUUUUAUGGCAAUGUAUUUUCAAUUGGUCUGAUGCUUGUGUAUUUUUAUUAUUAUUUUAAUUGCACGAAGGCUGACUUGAUUGUGUUCCGCUUUCAAACUGCUGCUGUGAAAAGGUUUAGUAGCUUGCUGUUAACAUAAAUGAUGGGAAUCAGUCAGCCCCAGUUUGUCUUACUCCAGCGGUCACCUUUACAUUUCUCACGUAAUAACUUGAAUAUAUCAGUGCUGCCACUACUUUGCUUUGAAAUUGCAUUGCAAAGGAUGAGAUUGCAAUAAAAACAAUGUAAUCUGGGAGCAUUGAUAUGGAACUGUAUGCAAUCUAAUAUAGAUGCACGUAUGAAUGGGUAGAAUGUCAUUGCACUGCUGUAGUUUCACCUUGAGGUACCAAGAAAAUGUAUUGAAUGAUUUUCAUUAUUGGUGGAAUUUUUGCCAUUUGAUAAUACCAUUAAUUAUGGCUUAUAUGUCUCUAGAAUAUCUCUUUAAAAAAAUGGCACAUUGUACCUUAUUUCAAGAUGUAUAUACUCUUCGUAAGACUGAAGACAAUAAGGGUUUGAGUGGUUGUUAUGGUUGAGUGGUAUCCUCAUAAGCUUCCUCUUAGAUGAUUGCCACUUUUGUUGAAUAGUCUGAUUUACAGACGUCCAAUAAUAUUGAUUUCGCACCCUAAAAAUGUGCUUGACUAUCGUAUUUGUUGCUACAAGAAUUUCAUUCCAGUGUGUAUCCAAAAUACUUGUUGCUGUUUUACAGCUGAAACAUUCUUGCUUAUGUGAAAAUGCACUGAAAUAUUAAAUAUUGUCAGAAUAUU